This is a messenger RNA of Olea europaea var. sylvestris, 1815 nucleotides long. RefSeq lists its product as uncharacterized. Bases 132 to 1466 code for a protein of 444 amino acids. NCBI's taxonomy places the organism in Eukaryota, Viridiplantae, Streptophyta, Magnoliopsida, Lamiales, Oleaceae. The record is from RefSeq and is a predicted model, not a curated record. The transcript has 3 exons.
CCCCUUUCGAGAAUCAACAAAUCAUCACAACUAACACCGUCACAUGAAAUUUCCCAGUUAAAACAUCUUUUCAAAUUUCUUUCUCUGUUCUUCACCAGUUUUAUAAUACCUUAAUCCAAGCGUAAGUAAUAAUGUCCUGGUUGGCUCGCUCAAUUGCCAACAGUCUCCAUCUCGAUGAGGAUGCCGAUUUGGUUGCUCAAAAUGACAGUGCACCACUGACCCACCCUGAAGAUGGCGGAAGACCCGGAGAUCAAUACCCAGAAAAUAUAAUUUCCAAAGACGAAGGAGAACGGUAUGUGGAAGAUCGAUCGUUAUAUGCUAAUGACGAUGAUAAUGAUAAUGAUGAUGAUGAUGAUGGUAGUCGUAAUAAUCUACAUGGGCUGAAAGAGGAUCUAUCAGAAUUUAAAGAGCAAUUUACGCGUCAAUUACGGGGUGUGGCUUCAUUUCUGGCUCCUCCUCCACCUCCGCUGCCGAGGCAGAAAUUGGGGUUGUGCUCUGAAUCGAAAUUGAAGAAGGAAGGAUUGGAGUAUGAGGAGGAGGAGGGAGAAUUGGAGGAAUGUGGUGAAGGCGAGCCUGGGCAGUUUGGAGAUCAUUCGAAUUUAUUACAAUCAAAGGAUUACUAUAGGCCAGAAGACGCGGUGGGGAUAACGGAGGAAGUUUUGGCCUUUGCGAGGAAUAUUGCGCAUCAUCCUGAGACCUGGUUGGAUUUUCCUUUAUCAGAUGAAGAAGAAUUUGAUGAUUUCGAUCUAUCUAAUGCUCAGGUCAAGCAUGCAUUGGGUGUUGAACAUCUAGCACAAAGAUUAGCUGCUCUUAGAUAUGAACUUUGCCCUGCCCAUAUGAGUGAGGGUUACUUUUGGAUGGUCUAUUUUGUUCUUCUGCACUCAAGAUUAAGUAAACAUGAUGCUGACCUUUUGUCUACACCGCAGCUCGUGGAAGCUAGAGCUAUGUGGAUGCAAGAGCUACAAAAGCGAACAAAGGCCGAGUCUGAUUGGUUUGGAAGUAGUGCAUUUUAUUCAAAAGAAAGUGUGGAUUCACCGCAUGAGAUUUUUUCAGCAUCCUCGUAUGAAGACGCUCAUUAUGGGAAUAUGUCAGGCAGGAUGGUUCCUUUUGAUUCAAUGGCAUGCCAAGCAACAAAUGAUUGUGAGAUAGAAAAACACCCUCUUGAAAGUAAUGAAAUCGAGUUCAUCGACAAGUCUGUUAUUGAAGAAGACCCCGCAAGUAAACCUGUGGAAAAGGAGACAGUCGGUCCAUCAAUCGAAUUGCAAGUCCAGGAUUAUAACAAGGAUUAUGAUGAUGACGAUGAUUGGCUAAAGGAAGACCCCGACUUAGUUGAGUGCUCUGGCACGACAAUUUUCGGAAAUGGGGAAGACGUAUCGUUCAGUGAUCUUGAGGAUGAUAUUGAUUGCACUAUGCCUGCGAAUUACAAAAUAGUCUCCAGUGAUGAGAAUAAACCAACCAAAACUUAAUGAGUGUGGAGGUGUCUGAUAUUUCCUGGGUUGAUCUGCGUCUUGGUCACCUUUUGGGACUCGGAGAACCCAAAGAUCUGUAUGAUGCUUGCAGGGAUGACUCAUGAGUUGCCUUUGCAAGAUUGGAAGUGUUAGAAUUCUCACUGAGUUUGCUUGAAGAGCUCGCGAGGACUGUAAAUAAGACACAUGGAGGUUUGCUCUUGUAAGAAUGUUGCUGGUUUAAACAACCCCUACCUCAGGGUGCUGAAGUUUCCAACAAUCAAGAAUGUACCGUCGAAAAUUUUAAUAAUGCGAUUUUUUCUGAUUCGUUGAGGUUCAGGAAUGCUACAGAGAAGGAAAUCUUUGGUCA